Messenger RNA from Cucurbita maxima (winter squash), 802 nucleotides. Its product is annotated as toll/interleukin-1 receptor-like protein. The transcript has 2 exons. Lineage: Eukaryota; Viridiplantae; Streptophyta; Magnoliopsida; Cucurbitales; Cucurbitaceae. The record is from RefSeq and is a predicted model, not a curated record. The coding region runs from base 1 to 765 and encodes 254 amino acids. Gene Ontology annotation, biological process: signal transduction.
AUGAGAGAAUCAUCAUCGACUUCUUAUGAUGUGUUUUUGAGUUUUAGAGGAGAGGAUACUCGAACCAAUUUCACCAGUCAUCUUGUCAUGGCUUUGCGGCAAAAGUGUGUCAACGUCUUCAUAGACGACAAGCUCGAAAGGGGUGAACAAAUUUCUGAAUCUCUUUUCCAAUCUAUAGAGAGAGCUUUGAUUUCUGUUGUUAUAUUUUCGAAAAAUUAUGCAUCUUCUUCUUGGUGUCUGGAUGAAUUGGUGAAAAUAAUCGAAUGUAAGAAAUCUAAGGACCAGAAAGUUUUGCCAAUUUUUUAUAAUGUGGAUCCAGCGGUUAUACGAAAACAAACAGGACGUUUUGGAGAAGCAUUGGCAAAACAUCAAGCUGAGUUCAAAACGAAAAUCGAAAAUUGGAAGGAGGCUUUAACUACUGCGGCCAACUUAUCUGGUUGGCAUCUCAGACAUAGGUAUGAGAGGAAUGAGGCUGAUUUUAUUCAAGACAUUGUUAAACAAGUGUUGUGUAUGUUAAAACACACUUGCACACCCUCAUAUGCAGGAAGUACAAAGUUACCCUCUCCGUCACAACCAAAAUGCUCUGAUACCAAUUGUUGUACUCCAAUGCCACAACCUAAAUGCUCUGAUACCAAUUGUUGUACCCUAACCCCACAACCAAAAUGUUUUGAUACUAAUUGUUGUACCCCAAUGCCACAACCUAUAUGCUCUGAUACCGAUUGUUGUACCCUAAUGCCACAAACAAAAUGUUCGGAUACCAAUUAAUGUAGCGGAAGCGGAAGUAAGAUUGAUUGUACUCACA